UGGGCCCCCUACUGGUUCUGGUGUUUACUGCAUGAGAAAAGCCUGUUGGAAAGUGUCAGGGAGUUGCUCUGAUCACUGUUUAAUCAUCGCCAAAGAAUUCCAUGAAAGGAAAUCAUCUAGACUACACCUCAACCAGCAUUCCUUAAGGGGGCAGGACAAUAAGAACGCAGCUGCAUCUGAUUGGGUGGAGUGUGCCCUCGUGGGCCUGUGAUGUCAUAGGGAGCACAACCUCAUUCACAACCACGCCGGUUCCCACUGAGCAGAAACAGAUUGCAUCUCCUGCCUGCCUUUCACUCUCCGAGGUGAAGGAUCAGUUGUUGUUUUAAUACCUAUUCCAGAUCAAACUGACUUUGCUGCAGCACACAGCUAGAAGAAGCAGAUACCACCCAAUCUGCAGUGCAAAAAUGGCUUGCACAAGAGUUCUUCACACUUUUAGUCACCCUCAGCCCUCCUUAAGCAUGACAGACCUGAGUUGGAGCCUGAAUCAGCGGCAACCUUCCAUUCAACUCCUACCCACGUCACCUCAGUUGAAACCCAAGCAGAGGACUUUUGUGUCAGCUGGAUCUCCACAGAAGGGCGUCUAUCACACCCUGCGUUGCUCAUCUUCCCCGUGUUCGACCUUGCAACAUUUUCCCCCACGGCUGAGAAGCUGUUUGCGCAGGAACAUGGGCGGUGUGGGCAGGAAGCGUGUCGUGUUUGCAGACGAAGUGGGAUUGCCCCUCACCUCCGUGCUUUACUUCACCCCCGAGCCGUCCUCCCCCGCUUCCAGCCUGGUGACCGGACUGUCCGCGGCCCAAGCUGAGAGCCAGCAGCCUCCUUCAAACAGACCUCACCGUCACAAGUUCGUGUUGGGCUUUCCACAGCCCACCCAGGACUUUAACACCUUCUUCAUGCGCUUGUCAGAAAGAAAAGUCCAGCUGGAGAGCUGCAGCAUCUCAGAGAACACCCUAAGUGGAAAAGUGUGCGUCUUCCACCUCAGCUCCAAACAGGCGGUGCACAUAAGUCUGACCUGUGACUCAUGGAGGAGCUACCAAGAUUUCCCGUGCACCUUUCUGCAGCAUAACCGCUGCAACGGCAUCGACAUUGACAUUUUCUCUUUCGACAUAAACUUGCCCCAGAACAUUGAUCCAAAAGAGCGGAUUGAGUUUGGCAUCUCAUUUCGGGCCGGACUUGCCUCUACACCCGUCUGGGAUGACAACAGAGGCCAGAAUUACAAGAUUAACAUCGAAGCCGACGACUUGAGUGCCGGCCAGGGCAAGGCUAACGGUUACCACCCCACCCUGCCGAGGCCUCGGUCACCUGCUCGGCUGCAGGAGGCCCCUGGGAUCGGAGACUACGCCAAUAUGCAAUAUCUUCAGAAGUUCUUGUCCGGUAGAUACAGAGCUGAAAGGACAGUGUUCAGCUAAACAAUCCGUUGAACUGUGCCUGUUUGUUUUGAAUGUAACAAUAUUCUUAUUUAUUUAUUUAUUUGUAAAAUACAAACUUGUUGUAGGAUGGUACCAACCUUUACUAAUUUGCACAUUACUUGCUUUGUAACCCUUUGUAAAUGUGAAUACAUAGUUUUGUUCAAAUUAUUGUAAUAAAACAGUUGUACUUUUA
This is a messenger RNA of Oryzias melastigma (Indian medaka), 1599 nucleotides long. RefSeq lists its product as uncharacterized. Lineage: Eukaryota; Metazoa; Chordata; Actinopteri; Beloniformes; Adrianichthyidae. Gene Ontology annotation, biological process: regulation of glycogen biosynthetic process. Bases 405 to 1406 code for a protein of 333 amino acids. The transcript is spliced from 3 exons. Gene Ontology annotation, cellular component: protein phosphatase type 1 complex. The record is from RefSeq and is a predicted model, not a curated record. Gene Ontology annotation, molecular function: glycogen binding; protein phosphatase 1 binding.